GUGAGUGAUGGACGGAGGUUACCCAGCCUCGGGAGGAACCAGUCACACACUGAUCUGAGUAAACAAUUGCAGUCAUAGGCACUCACGGCCAGUCAGAGGCACUCACGGCCAGCAAGAGGCACUCACAUAGCCACAAUACUUCAAGCACACACUCACCGUACCAUCAAGAAGGAGGAGGAGGGUUCAUAGAUCACAAGUUGUGAUCUGCAGGAGGAAGAGGAAAGACCUUCACUCACCACCUACACGAGUUACUCACACUCGGGAGCUCGAGUCUGCAGGCCAGAUACGGACUGGUGAGCGCCAGGAGGUGGAUCAAGCGCUGAUCUUCAAGACCUGAGAGCCAUGAGCCUGGCCAAGAUGCCCAACGAGAGGAAACUGACACUGUGUCGGAAGUACUACAUGGCUGGGUUUGCGCUCCUGCCAUUCAUGUGGGCCAUCAAUGCGAUGUGGUUUUUUAAAGAAGCUUUCUGGACUCCUCCCUACCCAGAGCAGAAGCAAAUACGCAAAUAUGUGAUCAUAUCAGCGGUGGGUGCGUUGGUGUGGCUGGUAGGACUCAUCAGUUGGGUAGUGGUGUUCCAACAGAACCGCAGUGCGUGGGGAGCCACAGCUGACUAUAUGUCCUUCAUCAUUCCUAAAGGAGUGCCAUAGUCACUCCUCAUGCACAUUACGCAUGUGCUGACCAAAAAAAAAGGGGUCAAGGUUGACUGAUGUAUGUUUGGUCUUUAGUCACAACAAAAUGUAGAAUUAAUGAAAGGGGUAGAAUUAUUUUUCAUAUGUCUUAAUGUAAUUGAAGUAGUUAUCUUGCACUUUUAUAUUGCUCAUAGAAUACAUGUCAUCAAGGAGACAGAAGGGCAUGAUCUUUAGCAUGGUACCUAUACAUUGAAAAGGCAAGGGUCAGCAUUCAUCAAGCAUUUGUGCAGAAUUGCAAGGCUUCUGUAUAUUUUCUUAAUCAUGGCAGCUCAGUUUGGAUUUAUUAAACAGUUUCUAAGGUUGGAAAUUUUGCUACCCAAUGUUGUUUAUUGUUAUGGACAAUAAAUUAAUAAAUGUAAACCAAGCCAACACGAUUCAAGAAAGAUGUACGGGUUUUGUUAGGAACAUUUACGUGCUUGAUAAAUCAAGCCCCUGGUCUCAGUAAAAGCAAGAGUAUGACCCAAGAAUAUAAACUCAAUAAAAAAUACUUUACUUAAAUUGA
This is a messenger RNA of Procambarus clarkii (red swamp crayfish), 1192 nucleotides long. It is a transcript of the gene pen-2, whose product is annotated as presenilin enhancer. Gene Ontology annotation, cellular component: gamma-secretase complex. Lineage: Eukaryota; Metazoa; Arthropoda; Malacostraca; Decapoda; Cambaridae. The record is from RefSeq and is a predicted model, not a curated record. Gene Ontology annotation, biological process: Notch receptor processing.